GAUGAGCUGCGGUCGGCCGGCGGCGACUCAGUGCGCAUGCGCCGUGGAUGCUGGGCGUUCGGGUCACUGACCCGCGGAGGCACCGGCCGGGAGGAGGAGGGAGGGAGAGACGGCGGACGGAGUGAGAGGAGGACGGGGGACGCGGCACCGCUCAACGGGGCACGGAGCUGCACAUAGCGAGAACAUGGAGUUGGUGCUGGGGCUGAACAAGCGGAGCUGGAAGACGCUCGGCAGGAACACGGCUGUCAUCGUGGGCGUGCUGUUCCUGAUGAUGGUCAUCAUGCCGACGCACCACGACAGGACGCCGGUGUUCACCGAAGACGGUUCGUUUCAAAUAUCCAGCCAGGAGAUGAUCAAGCACUUCAAGACCUCCAAGUGGAAGGUGCCCAAGCACGAGCUAACCGACGUAAAGGACUUUUACGACUACGUCGAGAACCCGGGCUCCUCGUGCUCGGCAUACGCCCUUCUCGGUGGACGUGCCUGUCACGAAAUAGAGGACCACGUGGUGUGUUUCGACCCCAGUCUGAACCUGGACCACGAGAACUGCCUCGUCUACUCGUUCGGAAUGCAGUCCAACUCGUUCGAGGAGGCCAUGAUCAACUUUGGAUGUCACGUGUACACGUUCGACGCGAGUGGCGCGCGCUCGGACCACCGCCGCGGUGAGCGCUCGUUCCUAUACCGCGUGCGUCUGGCCGGUAACGACUCGGCCGCCCUGCCCGGCGACCGCGUGAUGACGCUACCCGAGGUGAUGCGCGCCUUCGGCCACCGCGGCCGACGCGUCGACUACCUCAAACUGGACCUGGAGGACGGCGAAGAGUGGUCGGCGCUGCGCAAGAUGAUGACCACGCGCGUGCUGGACUCUGUGCAGCAGCUGGCUGUGCACGUGUCGGCCAUCGUGCACGAUCUGACCGGCCGGGAGCGGCACGACGUCCUGCGCCGGCAGUACGAGGUGCUGGUCGGCCUGGAGCACAGCGGGCUGCGGCUGGUCAGCAGCCGCCCCGACCGAGAGGGACACUGCAAGCCGCUGCCGGAAAUGGACCCGCAGCGCGCCGUCUGCGAGUACCACGAGCUGCUCUAUGUGCGGAAACCGGACACCAUCGUCUGAGGGACCCCGACCAGCCGGCCGGCUUCACUCGACUUACGGACCCCGACCGGCCCGAUACACUCGACUGAGCGACCCCGACUCUGACGGACUGACAUGUGCGACUGACACGGAUGACCUAUGAACAUGGCGGCUGGCCGACGGAUGCAUACGACUGACUGGUGAGUGACUGAUGGGAUGAAGAUGAGAUAAGUGAAUGAGGUGUUAUGGACUUCGACAGGGAUGAUUGCAUGCCCUUAUCCGUCCCGGUGUCGAGAUGAUUCCAUCGACCGGACGAGUGAGAUUGACGGCCAGUCUGACCAGCGACCGACUCGGGCAUUGUUCAGAUAUUAUCGUGCUCAAAUGCCGAUUGUUGACUAGUGUGUAAGAUGACCACGGGUGAUGAUGGGUGGAACCCUGCUGCCCUCUCUGAAUUCUUACCAUUGGGCAAACGGGUGGAUCGGAACUGGAGCCAAGAACACACGAUGCCGGGGCAGUAAAUAUUGCGGACGGGGGGGGGGGGGGUGGACGGUCUCAGUCAAGCGCCUAAAUACAGUUCCAAUUGGAAACAAAUAACAUUCAAAACCGAGCAAUACUAAUGUUUUAUAAUUGACGACGGGUCAUCGGGAUACAUUUCGCUGGACUGGGCGUGCUGCGUUAGAGACGUGUCUGUGAGCGUGCCAUUCACAAAUAUAUCGGAAACGUGUGACCGAA
Messenger RNA from Amphibalanus amphitrite, 1795 nucleotides. RefSeq lists its product as uncharacterized. Lineage: Eukaryota; Metazoa; Arthropoda; Thecostraca; Balanomorpha; Balanidae. The transcript is spliced from 5 exons. Bases 185 to 1105 code for a protein of 306 amino acids. The record is from RefSeq and is a predicted model, not a curated record.